Molecule: messenger RNA, 928 nt
Organism: Prorocentrum cordatum
Lineage: Eukaryota; Dinophyceae; Prorocentrales; Prorocentraceae
Source: the annotation of a GenBank genome assembly
GUGAUACUUGCGCUAUUGAUCAUACCCCCCUGCUCGAUGUGAACACGGGCACGCGGGUGUCACUUGUGCACGCACUCCCUUUCCAUCCGCAGCCUUUUUUUAGCUCAGGCAGCUCUGGUCCGCCCCCCCGCUAGCUCCUGGAGACCACCACCCCCGCUCUCGCCGCCAUGGCAUCUCGGAGCCCCCUCCUCGCGUGCGUGCUGGCGGGCACGCUCGUGGCCCUCUGCGGCCGGAGCGCCAGCUUCGUCGGGUCGCCCGCGCCGGGGUGCCAGCGCGGCGGGUGCGUGGCAGCGCGGGUGAGCGCGGAGUACCUGGAGCGCUGCGGGCCGAAGGACGCGGACGUGGCCUUCGACGCCUCGGCCGCCACGGGACCUGGCCCCGCCGUCACCUACAAGAAGCGCCCUUUCGGCAUCCUGCGCUACCAGCCCGGCAACGGCAUGAAGGGCGCGAUGGCCAUGGAGGUGAUCCCGGUGUCCCGCUACCCUGGGGACCCCCAGGGCCAGGCGUUCGCCGCCGGCGUGACGGGCGGCAUGGUGGUAAAGUCCGUCGCCGGUGCGGAUGUGCUCACGGAGGACUUCGGGAAGAUCAUGGACAUGCUGGACGACGAGGUGGCGGACCCGCGCUUCUCCAAGUCCACAGCGCUGGCCCUUGAGAAGCUGGGGAGGAAGGCGGACCCCGCAGAGACGCCCCUGGAGGUGGUCUACGCGACCGUGCCGGGCUACGUGUACGCGGGCGCCGAGAUGAAGGCGGACGGCCAGGACGGCUUCGCCCGCUGAGUGCGCUCCGCUCUGACCGGCGGCUCCGUCGCGCACUCCCGCGAGGCGACGCGCAGCCCGAUCGGAGUCUCUGCCGGCGCCGUUUUCAAAUGUGGCCGCCGUCGCCUCCGCCCUGCGGCCCUCCGCCGCCCUUCUUGAUCCGCCACCCAAAA